Messenger RNA from Clunio marinus, 3071 nucleotides. The record is from the annotation of a GenBank genome assembly. NCBI's taxonomy places the organism in Eukaryota, Metazoa, Arthropoda, Insecta, Diptera, Chironomidae.
AUGAUAAUUAAAAGUGACAACUUUUAUCUAGUCCUUAUUUUUACAAGUGUUAUUUCAUCAUGUGUGUUUUGCAUUGGUUUCUUCCCUUAUGCCACUUUUAAAGAGCUAAAACAAGAUGAAAACAAAUUUGGAAACUUUUCACAAAUUAAUAGAACUGUCCUUAUGAUUAUUGAUGCGCUGCGGUUAGAUUUUAUGGAUAGUGAAUCGUUUUCUUAUGUGCAUCAUUUAUUAGAAACGAAAGAGGCUUGUUUGCUUAAGCUGUUUGUCAGUUUACCAACAGUUACUAAACCAAGGAUUAAAGCGUUAACAUCAGGUACGAUACCAAGUUUUUUAGAUGUCGCUAUGAACUUUGGCAACGAUGAAAUGAAAAUUGACACAUUUCUACAUCAACUUCAUAGACGUAAAGAGAAAAUAGUGUUAGCCGGUGAUGAUACUUGGCGAAUGUUUCGAUUUUUCGAUCGCGAUUAUGCAAACCGUGAUUCUCUUUUUGUUAAUGAUUUCUAUGAAGGUGAUAAAAAUGUGACUACAUCUUUACGAUUAGAACUCAAACGAAAUGAUUGGAAGCUGCUAAUUUUACAUUACUUAGGAUUAGAUCAUAUUGGUCAUGUUGAAGGUCCUUUCAGUAAACUUGUCCCACCGAAACUGAAAGAAAUGAAUGAUGUUAUUAAAUUAAUUCAUUUGAAACUUUUGGAGUGGAAUAAAAAUUCAAUGAAAAAAUCAAUUUUAAUAGUGACUGGAGAUCAUGGAAUGAGAGAUACCGGAGGGCAUAGCGGAAAUUCUUUUCCUGAAACUCAUAUUCCUCUUUUGAUGAUUGGAGGAAGCUGCGAAAGUAAUAGAGAUAAAUUUUACAAACAAAUUGAUUUUGCGCCAACAUUCUCGAUAAUGAAUGGACUUCCUGUGCCAUCAUCAUCAAUUGGGUCAAUAAUUCCUGAAAUGUUGGUAAACCUGAGUUCCUUACAAAAAUUAAGUGUACUAGAGGCAGUUAAUCAAAGACUUGUUGAAAUGAUAAAAGAUAGUGAUGAACACGAAGAAUUAAAAUUUCUCUUCAGAAAAGCAAAAACUUUUCAUCAAAUGUUCAUCAAAGACUUUACCAGUAAAAAUGCUUAUGAAAGAGCAGAGUCAGGCUAUUUGGAAUCAUCGAAGAAGAUUUCUGAAAUUUUAUCGCAAGGAUCGAUGGAUGUUAAUCUAUUGCAAGUACUUCUUGGCUUGGUACUCAACAUUUUAAUCGCAAUAACUAUUUUAAUUCCUUGCGACUUCGCUACUUUAAAAGAUGUAAAGUUAAGCUUUGAAAGUUUCAUUUUAUUUAUUUUAUGCGGAAUUCCUUUGAAAUUUCUAAUAUUGAAUGAAAUUUUUCAAGAGCAAAAUGAUUUUAAAUCAUUUUUCAUGCUGAUCAUUAUGUCCAUUGCUUUGAGAAUUGUCAUAGGAAUUUUGAAAGCAAAACUUGAACGCUUCAGGGGAUUUAAAUUUUUCGAUAAUGAUUUGCUUUAUCUUCUGUUGCUGGGACAUUUCUUCUUUGCUGUAUCAGUCGGAAGUAGUUCAUUUGUAGAAGAAGAACAUCAAAUUUGGUAUUAUUUUUGUAAUACUAUGUUCAGCCUCUUCGCAUUCUUCGAAAUUCGAGGACGUAAAAACCCAAAUGCAACUGUCAGUGCCAUAUCACGAUGCAUUCCUUUUCUUCUUCUUCAUGUAGUCAUCAGAAGAAUGAACCAAACUGGUGAUCGUUGGAUAAGCUUGCCUGACUUAAGUGACUGGCUUCAUCAAGAUGCUAAUCAACAUUGGCUUCAUGUUUCUAUCGUUAUAAGUUUGAUAGCAUCAAGUGCAUGGUUGCUUCGUAUUCAUACAUCAAAACACUUAAUUGUUCCAUUCGUCAUUGUUGGAAAUAUUUUACUUUAUUUUCAUCAUACGAGGACAAUCAACAACAGAAAUGACAUUCCCAUAACAACUUUAUUUUGGAUUAAUUUAUGCAUCAUUGUUACGAUUGAUUUAGUUACGAACAUCAACAAGAACCCCACCAAAAGAUUAAAUUUUUUUGUUGUUUUCUUUUUAUUUUCUCUGCUUCUUCAUCAACCACAAAAUGUUAUAAUGCCAUUCGCAUGUUCAGUCAGUUGUUGGUUUGUAAAUGCAACGUGCAAUAAUAUUAUUAAAAAUAUGAAUGAGAGAAUAAUUGCGAAAAUCAUUCUCCAUAUUUGGAUAGGGAAAUUGUUCUAUUUUUAUCAGGGAAAUUCUAACAGCUUAUCAACGAUCGAUGUUAAUGCUGGAUUUGUUGGACAAAUGCAUGUUCAUCUGCCAAUUGUAUUCAUAUUUUCAACAAUUAACACAUUUAAUGGACAAUUGAUAUCGUUGUUUCUUCUUAUAAUACAUUUAAUUGAGGAAUCUAAAAGACUGAUGAACGAUUCUGCCAUUAUCACUAGACUUUUCUUUAAAUGGCUGUCAAUUCUUACAAUCAUUCCUACAACAGUAUUUUUAAUCGUGAUCACUUUGUUACGUCAUCAUCUUUUUAUUUGGAGUGUUUUUUCACCUAAACUUUUGUAUGAUUUCUUUGCAAGUGCUUUGAUGCUUCUCAUCAUGCUCAUUGUAAAAGUUGCUGUUAAAUUUUAAGUGAUACAUUGUUUUCAUAAUUCCUUGCACAAUUUAAAUUUUAAAUCAAUUUUAAAGUUUUUUUUUUCAUUCGAAAUUUAUUGUUCAUUAAUAGAAUAAAAUUUCAUAAAGAACAUAAAAGUUACUUAAAAAAUUAUCACUUUUCAGAAAUGUCUUCAAUCUUUUAAUUUUUUGUUUUAUGAAUAAAUUCGAGAAUAUCUUCGUAUAAAACAUUUGGAAGUUCCAUUGCAGGAAAAUGACCUCCUUUAUCAUAAUAAGAUGAAUGAAUAAUGUUUGUGUAUUUAUCCUUCAUAACAAAAUUUGGCUGAUGCAAUAAUUCAUGUCUGAAAUGUGCACAUCCAGUUGGCACAUUAGUUGGUACACGAUCAAUGUUAUAAACACUUAUUUCUCUGAAAAAUUCUUUUUCAAGACGAACGGCAGUUGUGAUUGAAUGAGACAAAUAAUAAAUCAUAAUGUUGUCUAAUAAUGCAUCAAGU